AUGACACUAAGACUGGUUAUUGGAGUAUUCCCGGGUUCCAGCACUCUGCUCAAGGUGUCGGCAAGAUACAACAAAUUCGAGGAGUGCACAGGCCAAUGGGAAACUGAAGUAAUCACAGUUACAGUGGUCGAUAGAGAAACGCUGCCUGCAACUAAAGAUUUCAAUUAUGAGAGUGAUGAACCACUCAACGAAUUAAAUCAUUCAAAUAAAGGAAAUAACCAAGCUACGGGAAUCGAAACUUUAAAAGGAAGAAACUGGCUGGAUGACGAAGUUGUCGAUGAUUAUUUAAAAUUAAUCGCCGAAUCGUCAAAUAUGGAACCAGUGUCGCCAAAAGUUAUUAAUCUAAGCUUUUUUGUCUUAUCACUAUUGAGAGCGCAACAAACCGGAAACUGGAGCCAGGUUAUGAAGGCCACACGGAAAAUCAACGUUUUGGAGACGGAUCUCAUACUCAUUCCAGUGAAUAUCAACAACGUACACUGGACUCUGGCCACUUUGUGUUGCAACGAAAAACUACUUAAGUUCUACGAUAGCUUAGGUGGAGGAGGUGGAGAUUUUCUUAAAUUGAUACUAAAACAUUUUGCAUCGCUUACAAAUACGAGUUUUAACGAAUGGAAAAUUGAGGUUAUGAAAAACAUUCCGAGACGAGAAAACUCUUACGACUGCGGAGUAUUUGUUUGUCAGUAUUUCCUCUGCCUCAGCAAAGGGGCGCCUUUAAAUUUCCAUCAAGACAAUAUGAAAAUAAUACGCGAAAUAAUGAUUGAAGAACUUACCACAAGGAAAUGUUUCGGGAGCUAUGAAUAA
Messenger RNA from Daphnia magna, 801 nucleotides. Its product is annotated as sentrin-specific protease-like. Gene Ontology annotation, biological process: protein desumoylation. Lineage: Eukaryota; Metazoa; Arthropoda; Branchiopoda; Diplostraca; Daphniidae. The record is from RefSeq and is a predicted model, not a curated record. Gene Ontology annotation, molecular function: deSUMOylase activity. Gene Ontology annotation, cellular component: nucleus.